AUGGAGAUGCUGAAUAAAUUGAAAAGUACGGUUGGUGGGUUUAUCGGGAACCCAGUGAUGAGAGAAUAUGAGGUCAUUCGGCAUGUCGGUAGCGGCGGUCCCGGGUGUUUGUGGAAGAUCUAUCUUGCUGUCAAAAGAUCAACGAAACAGGAAUCAGGUGUAUUUGUAUUCGAGAAGAAACUCCUGGAAAGAUUUGCCAAAAAGGAUAGAGAACCAUUGUUAGAGAUCUUACGUAAGGGUUCAACCCAGUUGACCAGGCUAAGACAUCCUUGUGUGCUUACGGUUCAACAUCCAUUGGAAGAAACAAGAGAAAGCCUGGCGUUUGCUACAGAGCCUGUCUUUGCCAGCCUAGCCAAUAUAUUAGGUUGCCAUGACAACAUGCCGACGCCCAUACCCCCGGACAUUGGAGAACACAAGUUGUUUGAAGUCGAGAUCAAAUAUGGCCUUCUACAGUUAACAGAUGCCUUGAAGUUUCUUCAUAAUGAUAUUCAUAUGGUCCAUGGUAAUAUUUCACCGGCGAGUAUUAUCUUGAAUGGUAAUGGAGCCUGGAAGCUAGCUGGAUUUGACUUUGUUAUUCCUUCCUCAUCACCACCUGAUCAACCAGCUAGUUUCCCUUCACGUGAACUUAUGAACAAUAUCUCAGCAUUGCUUCAGCCAGACCUGAACUACUUGGCUCCGGAGUACCAGUUAACACAGAGCUGUGAUACGUCCAGUGAUAUGUUCAGUCUUGGUAUGUUAAUGUACUCCGUGAUCAACAACGGCAAACUCUUCCAUGAUUGCAACGAGAAUCUUGCCACAUUUAAACAGAAAUCUGAACAGGUAGUAAUAUCUUUUUUUGAACUUGAUAAAAUUUGAUAAUUUCAAAAAUUAAUUUCAUGGUCAAACCUGUCUCAACAACCACCUGUCUUUCGUGAAAACCUGACUAUAAAGGUUACUUGUCUCCGGGGUCCACUUUUACUGUUUCCUCUAUUUUAUAGACAGCUUUGACCAGUAAUGAAC
Messenger RNA from Lytechinus variegatus (green sea urchin), 999 nucleotides. RefSeq names its product SCY1-like protein 2. Lineage: Eukaryota; Metazoa; Echinodermata; Echinoidea; Temnopleuroida; Toxopneustidae. The transcript has 5 exons. The record is from RefSeq and is a predicted model, not a curated record. Bases 1 to 855 code for a protein of 284 amino acids. Gene Ontology annotation, biological process: protein phosphorylation. Gene Ontology annotation, molecular function: protein kinase activity; ATP binding.